AUGGUCUCGCCCUUGUGUAUUCUCAUGGGGCAGCUGUUGACUACAACGCAAGAUAAGGUUAGUGGUGUGGGAAGUUACAUGGAACUUCGGGCUACCGAAGUUGAAGGUUGGGAGUUGCCGAACUUUACCCAUCUCCGAGGAACUAUGCUAUGCGUUGGUCAAAACUUACGACGCCUGAAACGCAAACGCGCGCGAAUAGCUUGUGAACCAUGCCGAGACCGCAAAAGAAAAUGCGAUGGCAAUCAGCCAUGUGAUUCUUGUCUCCGAUUCGAAUAUGAUUGUCGAUAUAAAUCCUGUUCGGGGACUCCGAAGAAAGCUAGAUUUGAGGAGCAAUUAUCACCGCUGCCAAUUCCAGCGCAAGCAGAAUCUAUGCCUCCCCCUUCAUUGGAAGCCAAUUCCGGCGCAACCUUCGCGAGACAGUUGGCGCUUAAAAUUGAUCCUCAGAAUGCACCAAGAUUGCACCUCUUUUCUUGGAAUGUUGGGGAACGGCCCACUUCUGCUGUGUCAGAGAAACCUGGCACGUUAUCAAUGGAAGAUGUAUUGCCAUUAGUCAUCAUCGAAGAACUAUCUUCAUUUUAUUUUGAAAAGGUCGAUAUAGUCUACGGAUUUAUAGACCGAGCGAGAUUUAUACAACGAUGGCGGGUGCGGCAACUUGUCCUGAACGUCAAGAAACCCUUUGAUGCGAUUUUGUUCGGAGUUACGGCGCUUGGUAGUCUCUUCUCCAACCGGAAGGCACCUUUGUUGGAACUGCAGCUUGUUGAAUCUGCGCGGGCAAUUCUCGAGGAGUACGCUGGGGAUACCCCAUGUAUCGAGAUUAUUACAGGACAACUUCUUCGUGUUGUUUAUUUACGAAUGACAGCAUCGCCUCAUGUGGCGUGGAUGGCUAGUUGUACUUUGAUGCAUAUGAUCGAGGCAGCAGGUCUGCAUCACCCGUCAACCACGGACCAUAGUUCCACACAGCCAGCGGAAGAUCGCACCUCGGAACUACAAUGGAGAUUAAUGGGCGUAGCACAGCAUCUCAACACAUGGAUAUCAUUUGAUCUCGGUCGAUCUAGGGUGGUUCUGCAAGGAGGUGUUCCAUCCGUUCUGCCAUAUCUGAAGCAGCAAGACUCUACAAAAGAGAUUCUGAGCCUAUUACCCAUGUCCGAAGCUUUGGAUCCAAGCAACCAACAAAACGCAUCGAAUCUCGAAUCCACAUUUCUGCAAGUCCUGGACAGCAUUCAUGUUCAACCGUCAUCAGUAAUGGCCCAAUGUAAUCUCAUGCUUUGCAUCUAUCGCCGACUUCGUGCCCUGAAUUGGACCGUUUCUCCCGAUCUUUUAGAUCGAGCAUUAACAUUAAUGGUAAAAGGACUACGCUGUGCCCGAGAAAUGGUCCUGACGAGUUGUCCAUGGCACCACAUGGCCAACGUGCCAUUUCAAAUCAUCUGCACACUCCUCGCCAUCGACAACCGAUGUUCGUUAUCCAAACUCGGAGAUGCGAUGAAGACUCUCGGGGAAGUAUCAGCCGCAUACAAUACGAGUGUUAUGCGGGAAGCAUAUAAAACCGCACGAUUACUCGUUCUCCUUUACCAAAAGCGAAAAGAAGACGAUGCAAAAUUACUCGGCGAAAUUAUUCAGGCGGAUCCUUUGCCGUCUCUGGAUCUUACUUCAAAUAAAACGAAUGAUCAGGCACUGCAGGAUUUCGGCUACGGUGAUCCGUGGCUAGAAUCACUGAUUGCGGAUAUGCCGGGUCGAGAGGAUAUUGAAGCACAAUUUUCAAUGUCCAGCAUUCCGUGGGCGUUCCAGGGUUCAAAUGCUUAA
Messenger RNA from Sclerotinia borealis F-4128, 1800 nucleotides. The record is from the annotation of a GenBank genome assembly. NCBI's taxonomy places the organism in Eukaryota, Fungi, Ascomycota, Leotiomycetes, Helotiales, Sclerotiniaceae.